Molecule: messenger RNA, 2370 nt
Organism: Talpa occidentalis (Iberian mole)
Lineage: Eukaryota; Metazoa; Chordata; Mammalia; Eulipotyphla; Talpidae
Gene: APPL1
Product: adaptor protein, phosphotyrosine interacting with PH domain and leucine zipper 1
Exons: 22
Coding region: 90-2216 (708 amino acids)
Biological process (GO): signaling
Cellular component (GO): cytoplasm; endosome membrane
Molecular function (GO): identical protein binding
Source: RefSeq, a predicted model, not a curated record
GCGGGCCUGGGUCAGCCGCGGCGGGCGGGCCGGCGCCGGGAGCUGUGGGCGGCCUCUGCGUCUCCAGCCGCCGCCCUCCCGCCGCCACGAUGCCGGGGAUCGACAAGCUGCCCAUCGAGGAGACGCUGGAGGACAGCCCGCAGACAAGGUCUUUACUGGGUGUAUUUGAAGAAGAUGCUACAGCUAUUUCCAACUAUAUGAACCAGUUGUAUCAAGCUAUGCAUCGGAUUUAUGAUGCACAGAAUGAAUUAAGUGCAGCAACACACCUGACUUCAAAACUUUUAAAAGAAUAUGAAAAACAGCGUUUCCCACUAGGGGGUGAUGAUGAGGUUAUGAGCUCUACUUUGCAACAGUUUUCAAAAGUUAUAGAUGAGCUUAGCUCUUGUCAUGCCGUACUUUCAACACAACUUGCUGAUGCCAUGAUGUUCCCCAUUACUCAGUUUAAAGAAAGAGAUCUGAAAGAAAUAUUGACAUUGAAGGAAGUGUUUCAGAUUGCUAGUAAUGAUCAUGAUGCUGCAAUUAACAGAUAUAGCCGAUUAUCCAAAAAAAGGGAAAAUGACAAGGUGAAGUAUGAAGUCAUAGAAGACGUCUACACUUCCAGAAAAAAACAACAUCAGACCAUGAUGCAUUAUUUUUGUGCAUUAAAUACUCUUCAGUACAAAAAGAAAAUAGCAUUGUUAGAGCCUCUACUUGGGUACAUGCAAGCUCAGAUAAAUUUCUUUAAGAUGGGUUCUGAAAAUCUCAAUGAGCAACUGGAAGAAUUUUUAACUAAUAUUGGAACAAGUGUGCAGAAUGUUCGCAGGGAAAUGGACAAUGAUGUAGAGACCAUGCAACAGACAAUAGAGGAUUUGGAAGUAGCUAGUGAUCCCUUAUAUUUGCCUGACCCAGAUCCCACAAAAUUUCCUGUUAAUCGAAACUUAACCCGAAAGGCUGGAUACCUUAAUGCUAGAAAUAAAACAGGUUUGGUGUCAUCUACCUGGGACAGACAGUUUUACUUCACGCAGGGUGGAAACUUAAUGAGUCAGGCCCGUGGGGACGUAGCAGGAGGUCUGGCCAUGGACAUAGACAACUGUUCAGUGAUGGCUGUGGACUGUGAAGACAGGCGAUACUGUUUUCAAAUUACUUCUUUCGAUGGAAAAAAAUCUUCAAUUUUGCAAGCAGAAAGUAAAAAAGACCAUGAAGAGUGGAUCUGUACAAUAAACAACAUAUCUAAACAAAUAUACUUAAGUGAAAAUCCAGAGGAAAUUGCUGCACGUGUAAAUCAGUCAGCUUUGGAAGCUGUUACUCCUUCCCCGUCUUUCCAGCAGAGGCAUGAGAGCCUGCGGCCAGCAGGACAAUCUCGGCCACUGACAGCUCGAACCAGCAGUUCGGGAUCCUUAGGAUCUGAAUCUACAAAUUUGGCUGCCCUCUCUCUAGACUCUCUUGUUGCCCCAGACACCCCAAUACAAUUUGAUAUCAUUUCUCCUGUGUCUGAAGAUCAGCCUGGCCAGGCAAAAGCCUCUGGCCAGGGAGGCAGGCGUACAAAUCCCUUUGGAGAAUCUGGAGGAGGUACAAAAUCUGAAACUGAAGAUUCUAUUCUUCAUCAGUUAUUUAUUGUCCGAUUCCUUGGUUCUAUGGAGGUAAAAUCAGAUGACAAUCCAGAUGUUGUUUAUGAAACAAUGCGCCAAAUCUUAGCUGCUCGGGCUAUCCAUAACAUCUUUCGUAUGACAGAAUCACAUUUAUUAGUCACUUGUGAUUGUUUAAAGUUAAUUGAUCCACAGACUCAAGUUACAAGGCUGACGUUUCCAUUACCUAGUGUAGUUCUGUAUGCUACACACCAGGAAAAUAAAAGACUUUUUGGAUUUGUUCUUCAGACUUCAGGAGGAAGAAGUGAAAGUAAUCUGUCAUCAGUCUGCUAUAUAUUUGAAUCAAACAAUGAGGGGGAAAAGAUUUGUGAUUCUGUUGGACUGGCAAAACAGAUAGCUUUGCAUGCAGAACUGGAUCGUAGGGCAUCAGAAAAACAAAAAGAAAUAGAGAGAGUAAAAGAGAAGCAACAGAAAGAACUCAGUAAACAGAAACAAAUUGAAAAGGACUUAGAAGAGCAAAGUCGGUUGAUAGCUGCUUCCAGUAGACCAAAUCAAGCCAGUAGCGAGGGGCAGUUUGUUAUCCUUAGCAGCAGCCAGUCAGAAGAGAGUGAUUUGGGGGAAGAAGGAAAGAAGAGAGAGUCAGAAGCAUAAACUUCUUGCAAUUUGGUUAAUAUUUUCCCCCUUGGAAUUUGUUGACAAUUUCUGUGGUGAAAUGGCACAAGGUAACAACUAUGUUGAAAUAUCAAGAAGGAGACUAAAGUUUGUUUGUUUUAGCUUCAUUUUUUUAAAGUAAGAUUGACCUUGA